UCCCCACGGCUGGGGAUGUUGGGGAAGGGGCUUUUCCUGGCAGCUGCUGCAAGCGCCUCUCCUUCUCCUCCGGCACCGAGCUGCGGGGGAUCUGGUGAGCUGAAGGCUGGGGAAGCGCAGAAGCGCUUCUUCAGGAGCUCUUGGCAGCCCGAUGCUGCUCCGGCUGGGGGUGAUAUCCUGCAUGCAGCGCAUUCAGGGGGGAGCCGAGAGGGUCUGUGCUCCCAGAUGGGCUGCCUCCCUCUCCUUCUCUGUGCCCAGCAAGGCGCUGCGUCCUCCCAGACAGCAGCGAGUGUUUCGUUCAGCAGCCCGAGGGUGCUGGGGGGGAUGGCAGGAUGGCAGGCAGGGAGGUGUUUUCCCAUCGGCUCCGCCAGCCCGAGGACCUGAUGCAAUAAGUCUCCGGACUGCCUGGAGCUGCUGCCGCUGGAGUCCAUGGCGUACACCGUGACUCCCACGCCAGCGGGGCCUGUUGGCUCCCAGUACUGCGUCUGCAAAGUCGAGUUGUCUGUCUGUGGCCAAAACCUUCUGGACAGGGAUGUCACUUCCAAAUCCGACCCCUUCUGCGUCCUCUUCAUGGAAGUCAACGGGAAGUGGGUGGAGCUCGACAGGACAGAGACAGCUGUGAACAACCUCAACCCGGCCUUUUCCAAGAAGUUCAUCGUCGACUACCACUUUGAAGAAGUGCAGAAGCUCAAGUUUGCCCUGUUUGACCAGGACAAGUCGAGCAUGCAGCUGUAUGAGCAUGACUUCCUGGGGGAAUUCUCCUGCACACUGGGCACGAUUGUCUCCAGCAAGAAAAUAACACGGACUCUCCUUCUGGGCAACGGGAAGCCGGCUGGGAAAGGGAUGAUAACGAUAGCGGCCCAAGAGCUCUCGGAUAACAGGGUGAUUACUCUGAGCAUGGCCGGCAGAAAACUGGAUAAAAAGGACCUGUUCGGAAAGUCAGACCCCUUCCUGGAGUUUUAUAAACCGGGUGACGAUGGGAAAUGGAUGCUGGUCCACAGAACAGAGGUGAUCAAGUACACGUUGGACCCCGUCUGGAAGCCGUUUACUGUGCCUUUGGUGUCACUGUGCGAUGGAGAUGUAGAGAAGCUGAUAAAGGUGAUGUGUUACGACUAUGACAGUGAUGGGGGACACGACUUCAUCGGGGAGUUCCAGACCUCGGUGGCCAAGAUGUGCGAAGCCCAAGAUGCCUUUCCGCUCGAGCUAGAGUGCAUUAACCCCAAAAAGCAAAAGAAGAAAAAGAAUUACAAGAACUCUGGGAUCAUCAUAGUCAAGUCCUGCAAAAUAACCAGAGAUUUCUCCUUCCUGGACUACAUCCUGGGAGGCUGCCAGCUGAUGUUUACCGUCGGGAUCGACUUCACAGCCUCCAACGGGAACCCGCGAGACCCCUCCUCUUUGCACUACAUCAACCCCAUGGGGACAAACGAGUACUUGUCGGCGAUCUGGGCUGUCGGCCAGAUCAUCCAGGACUACGACUCAGACAAGAUGUUUCCUGCUCUGGGAUUCGGCGCUCAACUCCCCCCGGACUGGAAGGUAUCCCACGAGUUUGCCAUUAACUUCAAUCCCACGAACCCGUUCUGUUCAGGUGUGGAGGGCAUUGUCCAAGCGUACUCGGCCUGCCUGCCCCACAUCCGCUUCUACGGACCCACCAACUUCUCCCCCAUCGUCAACCACGUGGCCCGCUUCGCGGCUCAGGCCACCCAGCAGGAGGCUGCAUCUCAAUACUUCAUCCUCCUCAUCAUCACGGACGGGGUGAUCAGCGACAUGGACGAGACGAGACACGCCGUGGUGCAGGCGUCCAAGCUGCCCAUGUCCAUCAUCAUCGUCGGGGUGGGCAACGCUGACUUCGCCGCCAUGGAGUUCCUGGAUGGGGACAGCCGGGUGCUGCGCUCCCACACCGGCGAGGAGGCCGUGCGCGACAUCGUCCAGUUCGUGCCCUUCCGGGAUUUCCGCAAUGCCCCCAAGGAGACCCUGGCCAAGGCUGUGCUGGCGGAGCUGCCCCAGCAGGUCGUGCAGUACUUCAAGCACCGAAACCUGCCGCCCAUCAACUCGGAGCCCGCAUAGAGCCGCGUCCUUCUGCAUGCCGCUGAAGCCCUCCCGAAAGCGCAUGGUCCACAUGCUUUUUAAGAGAAGAAUACCCUCCCCGAAACACUUUGUACUUCUUAAUUUAAUUGCUAAGUUCUUAAAACUCAUCCCAGAGAAGCGUCUGGAUUCGUUUUGUACAGUCCCGCCCGAGGUAACACUAAGCGGCCCGGCCAUGCCCUGGCCCUGCUCUGUUGAGUCACUUUUCAGUAUUGAAUGUACUUUGUAUAAUUUCAGUGGAACAGGAUACAAUUUUUACAAUCAAAACUUGCUUUUUCCAAGCAACGAAAGGCUUAAUAUAUUAUUCUCAUUCGAUGAACUGGUCAUUGUAUAGUUCCUGUAUCUAUGUCGUACCUGUACCUCUGUCACGCCCUACGUUCAUUUUUAUACUGUGUACAUGUUAUAUUUGUUAUACUCAGGUUAAUAAAGAAACUUGGACAUUUAAAACAAGGGUCUCCUAGACAGGAAGGUCUGGGAACGUGGGUGUUCGUGUCACCCUGGGAUUAGCCCCAGGCCAUCGAUGGCAGCGCCGUGCCGGAGAGUGACUGAAGGUGGAGGUGACCAUGGAUGUCCCGAGGAGGGCAGCACCCCCUCAGCCCCCGUCAAGCUCUCGGUGCCCGCCUGAGCCGAGGGCAGGGGCUGGUGCAUGCGCGUGCUUGGGAGAACACCACUGAACCCACACCAGACAGGCAGAGGGAGUUUCACGGUUCACCGCUGCUUCAUCUCCGGAAUUUUUUCCGAGCAACAAAAGCUCCCUGCUGCCUGGAGGAGAGGGGCUGGGAAACGACAUCCCGGGCUCCGGCAGCUCUGUGGAGCUGCUCAUCAGCAGCGUGUGCGUCUUCAGCACUAAUUGCUGCCUUCUCCUCUAGUUAUAGAUUCAGGUCUUUUGAAGCUGGCAGGUAGAAUUGGAUCCGUUGCGGGGAUCACCAGCCUUACUCUGAACUCGGGGCGAGCUGGCCUCCCUUCUCCCCAUCAGCCAAAGCGCUUGCGGUAGGAGGUCGGUGUCUCUGUGCAAAGCCCGGAGCCAAUUUGCGCACACGAGUGCUGCUGGCCAUGCUGGCUGCCACCGACCAGCGCUAGCGAGUGGGCGGUUGCCACGCGCGGUGGCCACGGAGCCACCAGCAGGCAGACUGCCCCACUCCGCCAAAGCACGGCGGCAAGGCUGACGGAGAGGCCCCAAGCCAGCUCCAAGCAUGGCCCUGGGCGAGAGCCCAUCCCUCGGGAGAGGUGGGCCCGCUCCGUGAAAACAUUUGCCAUGCAAACCCCCUGGAAAGGGAAAAACCCCAACCCACACCACCCCUUUCCCAACGGAGAGGCAGCCUUUGAAGGGUGGCUCGUUCAAAAAUCAUGCUGUGUAUGGCUCAGCUUCCAGAUCAAAGCCUGUGGCUCUGGAAAAAGACGAUUAUUUUUUUUUUCUUUCCAUAAGAGAACCUCACAUGCAGCUGCACUGGCUCGUAAGCGCUUCUGCUAGUAAAGCGUUUGUGGGGGUUUGUCUUUGGGUUGUUUUUUUUUUUUUAACACCUCUCUGAAGCUUUAACAACUAAGACAGACAACAAGCAGUUUACGAAGCUGUCCCUGGGGAGGGGAUGAAGCACACGCCAUGCAGUCAUGGCAAAGAGAGAACAGUCUUUAAAAGAAAAAAAAAACACCAAUAAUAAAAUAAAAUAAACCAAACAAAACCCCCCAAAACAUCUAAAUCCACCACUAGAAUGACAGAGCUGCUGGAGCCAGCCGUUCUCCUCCAGCACAUCGGCCCCGCGGCAAGGUUACUGCCACAGCUGCCGUCUCCAGAAGGUCUGAUUUAUCCUCCAUCCCUCGUGCUACGUCCCAGCAUGUGUCUCACUGCAUUUCGGUAACUUAAUGUCAGAUGACUUUUAACCGUAAGAAGGUAAACGGGACCAAGGGAUGGAGUGAGGAGCUGGGACAGCUCUGCCGAGCGUUCACGGGGGCCGGGCCCUGAGAAGAGCAGAGGUGACUCGGACUCAAAGGCUUGUGCGAGCUCAAGGCGUUCCCUGAGCACCCUAAAAGAAAGCGGGGCGCUCUCAGGCCUGCUUUUAACCUAAUUACAGCUCCUCCUGGCCAUGCAGGGUCCAGCAUAACCACCAUCACCCCCUCCGGGUCCCACCUGCAGCCCCUGUGGACCACCACCACCUCUGCCCACAACUGGCUGCCAAAUGCCGCUAAAAAUUUCUGGCCAAAUCAGCCGUUUUGACUGCAGUUGCACUAAGCAUCACUCAGGAAAAGGGCCCCAGCGUGCUCCCAGCCAGGCCAGGCUGCUCCGACUCUGCAGAGGAGUUACUGAUCUAGCUUAAUGCCAGGGAAGGACACCUACAUCUCUCACUCCAACCGCUCAGGGCUCUUACAGAUGGGACUUUCAAGAAAAACAGGCAUUUUUUUUUUUUGUGCACCCCUUCUGUACCGCUCCAUAGCUAAGUAUGAUGAAAGUCAUUCAAAGCAAAGCACUAGGGAGGCGGUGAGAGCUCUCACUAUUUUCCACCUGAAAGCGCCAUAAUUAGAGUAGCUGGAGAAGAGACAGGAGCAGCUCUGGAGCAAACACGAGAGAGGGGCCAGGCACCCAGGAGAACAGGGGAGGAAUUACAGUGUGGUUUUAAGGAUCGGAUUGUGGAACAGGGUUGCGCAAACAGAAAGGGUAUUUUGGCUAAGGAUAGCUUCAGCGUGAGCCUAACUCUUCUUGUCUCCUUUGAGGAAGUUCCAACACUCAAGCCAAGGCAUGACUCCUACUACAGGCCUUCAGGGUUCGUUCCUUUUCUCCCAGCUGCUCUCUUCCGAGUUGCAGAGUUCAGGUAACUGCCCUUCGGUCCGCACGCAUCGGCUGCUUUCUCAGAAGCGCGCACACUUCGGAGUAGUACGUAGCGCAGGACUGCUGUGAAGGAGAGUCACAAAGGCUCUUCCACCUCUGAGCGGCCGCGCGGAGCUGUUCCACCCCACUGACCUCCCGCCAGCACUGUCUGCACACAGAUGAAAAGGACGGGCCGCCAGUCUUUCACAGCCUACUUCUUGCUUAUGCCUGGCUCCCCGCUCCACACCACCCAUAAGCAUUCCCAUGUCAGGUUUCCUAAAUCCAGCACAACUUCAAAAACCACUGCCAAGGACGGUGGAGUUCUCCAGCUUCCACACAAAGAGGUCUGACUGAACGGGGGUAUCCCACCCACUCCGCACUCAUGCUCGUCAGGACGCUGCCGCAGGAAAGCUGAAGGACCUGUCGAGCGCCGGUGCCAAGAGGGAUGGCUUUGAGCAGAAGAGCCAACUGCAGCUCCUCUCAACCCACUCAGAACAAGAGUCUUCCAUCACCAUC
Messenger RNA from Chroicocephalus ridibundus (black-headed gull), 5398 nucleotides. It is a transcript of the gene CPNE2, whose product is annotated as copine 2. The coding region runs from base 430 to 2064 and encodes 544 amino acids. The transcript is spliced from 16 exons. Gene Ontology annotation, cellular component: plasma membrane. Gene Ontology annotation, molecular function: calcium-dependent phospholipid binding. NCBI's taxonomy places the organism in Eukaryota, Metazoa, Chordata, Aves, Charadriiformes, Laridae. The record is from RefSeq and is a predicted model, not a curated record. Gene Ontology annotation, biological process: cellular response to calcium ion.